GGCCAGGACCCUUCGAAGCGCGAAGACUUGUUUGCAUAUUUUUAUUAUAAUUUGCAACAUCGUGAUAAUUGUGUUUCAGUGAACAGUGUGUAUAGUUAUAAACUGGAAAAGUUGUGACAGUGUUCGCUGCCUAUCAUUUCGGAAAUGGUGAUCCUCACCAGUCGCACUGAUAUGUCCGAGGGUGCAGCGACUGCCGACUGGGAUAUUAACGACGCUGUAGUGCCGCGAGUCACCAGCUUCGACGCGUUCGGCGAGUGGUGCGACGGUCACGUGCGAAGAGUCUACCCUCCGGCCUGUGAGGAGGCCCGCAGACACGCCUCGGGCUGGGCCAUGAGGAACACGAACAAUCACAAUGUACACAUCCUAAAGAAAAGCUGCCUAGGCGUAUUGGUGUGCUCCGUUAGAUGCAGACUACCAGAUGGCUCCAGGGUCCAUUUGCGGCCCGCCAUCUGUGAUAAAGCACGGAAGAAACAGCAAGGAAAACCAUGUCCAAAUAGACUAUGUAACGGAGGACGCCUCGAAGUUCAACCUUGCCGAGGUCAUUGCGGGUACCCAGUCACGCAUUUUUGGCGCCAUACAGAACACGCUAUAUUCUUUCAAGCAAAGGGUUCCCAUGAUCAUCCAAGACCCGAAGCAAAAGGAGCCAGUGAAGUGCGACGGUCUUUAGGGGCCGGUAGAAGAGUAAGAGGUAUAGCAUUACUGCUGGCGAGAGAAGCGGCGAUUGCAGAUAAAAUGAUGACUGUAAAACCAGAAAAGCAGAUGUCUCAGAAACUAGUUAAUCCUCAUUCCCAGCCACCGCCGCUUAUUCCGGAUAGUCAAAGAGUUCAACUAACAUGCACAUGCGGUCCUUUUGAAUGUUCCUGUCGCUGGCGCGCGGACCCUUCGUCAGAGCCUUGCAUGGCUUCAACGUGGCCACUCUCUGAAGCGCAGACCUACACGACCUAUGUCCCUCCCGUGCCGCCAGCGCCGUCACUGUCAGUCCAACAACAUUACGACCCGACCGCGUUGCCGGCUGACGACAUCUUCCACCCAGAGGAAAUAUUUCAACUGGACCAACCAAUAAGACUAGACUAUCCCAUGGAAGAAAGCACUCUAGAAUCUCCGCCGACGUUCGCGGAUCUAAACAGUGAAAACUCCAGGCCCGAGGAUCCGUAUUGGUUGGACUGGCAACAUCCCACCGGAUCCGAGUCCAGCGAAACCCCGUCCCCGGAACUGUUCGGCGGCUGCUAUCAACAGAACGAAGGCUACUGCGACCAGCAGGCUUACGUACAGCAGCCGUAUUACCCGGAAGAGGCUCAAUACUAUCCAACUGAGAGUACCAGGAACUCUCCAAUAAUGGACAUACAGGACCAACGGUUCUAUCGGUACGGGCAGGAUUGUGUUCAGACUUUGGAAACGCAAGCGUGGAACUAUUCGGACUGCGCCUUCUCCUCCAAUGACGUCACGGAAUGUAAGCAAUACUUCGACGUUCAACACCAACAGAACAUGAACGCUUUCAACGGUCUUUUAUAAUGACUCCUUGUACAUAGUAAUGUAAAUUGUAAAUAGAUUUUUUAUGGUUAAAUUGUUGAUUAUUAUUAAUAUGUACAACGAGUACCUACAUUUAAAGUUGAAAUGUUUGUUCCUACAUUUUCAAGUGAUCAUUGGUUUGUGAAAAUAAAAAAAAAGAUCAAGGUUUGUAUAAAAUCGUCUAUUUAUUGUAUAUAAAAAUUACAUUACAGAUGUCAGAUUUACAUAUUAUUAUUUUCUUUUCAUUGUCUAAUAAUAAAAUUGGUCACUACAAAAUAGUACGUAGCUAACGCACGACGUGUUUGAGGUGCGUGUGCAGUCGCAAAAAAAAUAUGAAAAAUAUUUAAAAGGUCAUUCCGUCGGCAAAACGACGCGAAUUACGUCAUCAGUUCAAGCGACACGCACACAUACAAACAAAUCUCAAAUCGAAUAGCAUUCGUCUCAAAAUCCAACUUAUAUUAUUAGCAGAGAUUAAUUAAGGACAAAUCUGUUCACUCGUUCUCAUUAAAUUUAAAAGGCGGUUAGUGACAAUUAAAACUUUCAAGUAUAUUAUUAGCACGUUAUCUUUCGAACGACUGU
Molecule: messenger RNA, 2088 nt
Organism: Bombyx mori (domestic silkworm)
Lineage: Eukaryota; Metazoa; Arthropoda; Insecta; Lepidoptera; Bombycidae
Product: transcription factor glial cells missing 2
Exons: 4
Coding region: 145-1512 (455 amino acids)
Biological process (GO): gliogenesis; regulation of transcription by RNA polymerase II
Cellular component (GO): nucleus
Molecular function (GO): DNA-binding transcription activator activity, RNA polymerase II-specific; RNA polymerase II cis-regulatory region sequence-specific DNA binding
Source: RefSeq, a predicted model, not a curated record